This is a messenger RNA of Cuculus canorus (common cuckoo), 1264 nucleotides long. Its product is annotated as microtubule-associated proteins 1A/1B light chain 3C. Gene Ontology annotation, molecular function: ubiquitin protein ligase binding. Gene Ontology annotation, biological process: macroautophagy; cellular response to nitrogen starvation; autophagy of mitochondrion. The transcript has 4 exons. NCBI's taxonomy places the organism in Eukaryota, Metazoa, Chordata, Aves, Cuculiformes, Cuculidae. The record is from RefSeq and is a predicted model, not a curated record. Bases 320 to 712 code for a protein of 130 amino acids. Gene Ontology annotation, cellular component: autophagosome; cytosol; autophagosome membrane.
UGCAGCUCAAAACCAUUUCCCUCAUCCUAUCCCUGCACUCCCCGACCAAGAGCCCCUCCCCAGAUUUCCUGGAGCCCCUUUCCAUACUGGAAGCUGCUCUAAGGUCUACCUGGAGCCUUCUCCUCCACGCUCAACAAUCCCAUCUCUCUCAGCCUCUUCUCCCCAUCCCAGCAUCCUGCUGAGACCUUCCAGCUCCUCCCAGCCCAGGUGGGUCAGGAUGACCCUAUAUUAGGAGCUCUGCAGGCAGAAGCUCCUCAAGGCUGGGCUCAGGGAGGACGUUCUGGUUGUAUCUUGAGCUUUCUCCUCCUUCUUCCAGAAGAUGCAGCCAUGCGACGGCAGCUCUCGCCCAUUCAAGCAGAGGAAAAGCCUCGCCACCAGGAUGCACGAAGUGACAGAGAUCCGGAUAAAAUAUCCCAACAAGAUCCCGGUGGUUGUAGAGCGCUACCAGAAGGAGAAGACCUUACCCCCCUUGAACAGGACCAAAUUCCUGGUCUCCCAGGAUCUGCCCCUCUCCCAGUUUGUUGUCACCCUGAGGACAAGGCUCUGCCUGGCCUCCUCCCAGACCUUCUAUCUGCUGGUGAACAACAAAGGGCUGCCAAACAUGGCCAUCACCAUGCAGGAGCUGUACCAAGACAACAAGGAUGAGGAUGGCUUUCUCUACUUGACCUACGCCUCCCAGGAGAUGUUCGGCAGUGAGCCCGCAGCUGCUUGACCGCGAGCUUUGCCACCACUGUGUCCUUGUGGCUCCUCAUCUCAGAACUCCAACGCUGAUGAGGUUGGGGACGUAUCCAUUCAAAGUUGGCUUCAAACCUGUGUGGAGCCCCAAAUUGUGGCUGGAUCGAACCUCAUCUUCUCUCUGGCUGCAGCUUGACAGGCUCGGUCUUAAAACUGAUGCUCAACGCCCUCUUCAUCCGUUGGCUUUAGCUACAAAUUACUCUCCCACUGCAGCAGAUGGUGUUGGUUUACUCUGAUCAACGGGAAGGUUCUUCUAACAGGCUCUUCAAAAGGGCUUUACAGGCUGUCCUCCCUCCUCGGAGGAACAUAGGCUCCUUUUAAACGCUCCUCCUAACAGGAUUGAGGAUGGGGAGCCGCAGGGUUUGAGGAGGUUUGUGUUAAGCCGCGUGUCCGUCCUCGCUGCUACAGAAGCAUCAGUGCUUUUGAGAUGUGGAAUAAAGGAAAUUCUGGCUGAUGCCUCUGGUUGCAGCUCAUCCCUCGGAUGCGAAACCACCUUUAACCUCAGGGCUUUGUCCCUGGCUUUGCUGAG